Molecule: messenger RNA, 642 nt
Organism: Symbiodinium sp. CCMP2456
Lineage: Eukaryota; Dinophyceae; Suessiales; Symbiodiniaceae
Source: the annotation of a GenBank genome assembly
AUGUUCCCACCCAUACCCGGCAGCAAGGCCAAGAACUCGUCCAGACAUCACUACGAAGUCUAUCAGUACUUCCUCGGCCAAGAAGAGACCGUCCUUGGCUGUGCCGUGAAUCUCUCCUACAUGGAAUGGCUUCGCCAGUUUCGUGUCACGACUCCUCCUGAUGCCCCACAUCCCAAGGUCGUGCCAAGAAACGCCGCGGGUCCGGGAACUGGCAAAACCUGCGCGGUCGCCAUGCAGUUCCCUUUUGAACUGCUGGACAUUUACAUUGGAGCCUGGGCGGCGUGUUUUCUCAAAAACAUGCCUGAGAUUCGACUGGCACCGGACACAAAAGACGAUGAGUUGCUGUAUCCCACCGAGCACUCUGCCGAACGAACACGCCGUGCAUCCUUUCAGGCUCCGGAUGGUUGCAAGCAUCUCAAGGCCGUUCUAUGUCUGGACAUGUUCCAAGCAGAGGGUGCAGCUCCCAACAUCUUCUCGCCUGACGCCGGCAGGCUCCUCGCAGCAAUGCAAGAUGAGCUCAUUUUGCGCGGAAUCGGAGCAGAUCGUGAAGCUACUUUCAGAGCUCGAGUUCAUGCCUGCUCGCUGCUGCUUCAAGCAAUCCGCGACGGUCGAGAAGAGGCUCACAUGUGGUCAGCUAAGAGG